CUCUUUUGUUGAAUUUUCUUAUACGCUUUAAACAAUUAAUUGAUAAUGUCAAUAAAAAAAAGCAAUUGGCAUUUAUAAAUGAUUGAGCAAGAUGACAAUGGAUGGUUGAACAAUUGUAAUUAUUAAAAUACACAUUUUUUAAAUCUUAAUCGCUUUUCUUUUCCUUUGAUGUUGAUUUGACAAAGAUAAUUUCAAACAAAACCAUAUGGAAGUAGAGGGAAAUCAUUUUUUUUCUAAUAAUUUCAACAACAGAUGAAUUAGUUUAUGAGACGAGUUAGAAAUUAAAAUUGAAAUUGAAAUUUUUAAUAUAUAUAUAUUAUAUUUUUUUUAAUUUUUUUUACUAUCGUUCUGAUCGGUCUAAAAAUGCUUGAUACAAAGAGACGUGUGUUCAAAAAAUUCGCCCACUCUGCGCGGCAGCCAAAAACAGAGGUGGUAAAGGAUGCAGAAGCUGUUGAAAAGAUGAGGAAAGCCGCUUUGCUCAAAGUUAACAAGCAAUAUAGGAUUAUGAAAGCGUUUACUCUCCCGUACGAUAAGUACUACAAGGCCCAAAUAGAGAAAGAAAUGUCAAUUUUCCAAUGUAAACUAAAAGACGCUCUAAACGUGUACACGAUUGAAGUUGCAGCAAAUUCUAAUAAAAAUUUAAAAAUAAAUCAUAAGAAAAAGGUUCAUUUUGUAAAUAGCUUCAAUGAAUAUAUGAAGCAGAAGAAUUUGAUAAAUAAGCGUCGAAAAGAGCUUGAAAAUGGUAAAAGUCAUUUAGUUUUGGCAAAAGCGAUGGUUGAAAAGAAGCGACAGUUGAUGAUAAGUGAAAUGAAAUGCGGCAAGUUUACCUCGGUUCAGAAUAUGAUCGACUGGAUUCCGAGAUACACUGAGCAGUUGCAUAACGUACAAAACAAACAGUGUCGUGUCUUCACUAAAGCCUGCUUACAGAGAAGAGCAGUUGCAUCUGAUUUACAGCAAAGAUUGCUUCUCAAAGAGCAAAUGUUGAAGGCACAGAGCCAUCUUUAUGAAGGCAAACUUUACUUCAACGACAUUGUUUACCAAGCCUUGAAUUCAUUUAAAGAACGAGAGGAUUCUUUACAUAAUUCAUUUCGGGCAAAACAAUACCGAGAAGCGAUUGUCGAAAAGGGGAGAAAAAGCUUGCAAGUCCUCCAGAUUCGAUACGCCACGAUGAUCAAUCUUGUCCAGUUUUAUACGAUAAAAAACCAGACAAGAGUCAUGAGCAAUCCCGAAGAAGAGAUAAAUGCUUUUGACCAGAUGAUCGAAAAGGAAAACAGCUUGACGCAGUAUCUGAACGAUACUUUACCAUUUAUUUCCAGGGUAUUCACCUUCUUCGGAACGACUGAUUUAAAUGAGAUAACAAUGCUCUUGGAUACAAAUUGGAAGGAGAUUUUCCACAUAGCCUCGCUCAAUUUGCAUGUAGGAGCCGAGGGUGCAAACAAUGGAUACAAAGUAAUAAUGGCUGGUGAAAGAAUGUUCGAACAUAAAAGGAUUGCUGGAAAGAAGGCAAUGGAGGCCAAUGAAAAAUUAGCCCAAUUGAAAAGAGAAGUUGACUAUCUAUACGCAAUUAAAAAUUUGUACAGAGUGCGUCUUACCAAGUUAGAAGAAGUUAAACAAUAUUAUAUGAAACUAUUGGACAAAAUGCUCAAACAUUUACCCAUUGAAAGGCUUCUAAGAAAGUUGAAGCGGUGGGAUACACUAGAUACAAUGGUGACAGCUUUAGAAUGUGUUGAAAGACUCGGUGUAAAGGCAUUACACUUCUAUCAAAUGAAUCACCCUGAGUACUAUUACCAGCCAUACAAAAGGGACCAACACGGCAAGUGGACAGUACACAUGCCAAAAGAUGUAAGGCUGAAGCGUAAAGCAUACAAUAUUCUCUUGGAACAUAAACGUUUGGUAGAUGUUUUCAAAACGCCAAAAGCACCUUGUUUUUUGUGUAUACAAGAGGAGAGGAAAAUUUAUCACACACACAAUCAAGACUUGAUAAGGAGCCGGAAAUCCUGUGAAGACACAGUCAAAAUGAGAAUGAUGUACUGGAACAACAUGUCUUGCCUACACAAGAUUGACAGUUGUCCGACAUCAAAAUUAAUCGAAAUGGCAAAAGAACUGGAUGAUUAGCAUUUAACAAAGCACUAAAUCAGUUAAACAGUUUCAGCUCCUGAAACUAAAAAAUUAAUCAUCCAAGGUUUGAGACAGGCAGGAUUUUCUUAUUAUGACUUGUACGGACAAAUUAAUAUAACUUUGUUAUAUUAUGAUA
Molecule: messenger RNA, 2254 nt
Organism: Cimex lectularius (bed bug)
Lineage: Eukaryota; Metazoa; Arthropoda; Insecta; Hemiptera; Cimicidae
Exons: 10
Coding region: 364-2115 (583 amino acids)
Source: RefSeq, a predicted model, not a curated record